AUCAAUCGCGCAGUAAUUACAGCUGCAGGAGGAUUUUAGAGCACGCAACACGACUGUCCACCCAAUCAAGCAAAAUUCACCGAACAAUGACAUGCCCAGCAGGCUACAAGUCCAGCUCCAACUAGUCGACGAAACGAGCUCUCGAAAGGGGACCUUUCAUCUUGCCCACCACGACCAGCUCACAGUCCACCACAAUCCCGUCGCUGACCACGCCACAGAACCUGCGCAAGACCGCAGGCGGACUAUGCUCUGUGCCUCCCAGUACCGCGGAAAUGCUGCUGCAGAUCGCCAGCAAGCCCUUCGACCAUGCUGUCGCCGACUCGCGCGGAUUCAGAAAGCACCCACUCAUGCGAGGCUGGCGGACAUCUACGUCAUGACAUUCGGCACGCCCGAGGGGCGCAGGCUGGCGGACAUCUACGUCAUGACAUUCGGCACGCCCGAGGGGCGCAGGCAGGUGACGGACAUGACGAGUCGGUCGCAGGUGAAGAAUGAGGGCGUGUACGAUGCAAACGAUGUGGAUUUGCAGCUGUGGGUGGCGGCGACGAUUUGCUGGAGCCUGGUCGUUGAUUGAGUACGAGGCGAUCUAUGGGCUGAUGAGCCUGGAGCUGACGCACUGAGGGUGGCAGCGGACAUGUGGCCUGUAGACCGCAGGACAUUUCAGGAACACUGGUAACCCACGAGGUGCUCUGGCCCGCGUCCUUUGUUCCAGUGGUGUUCAAGCCUGUCUUUCUGACGAUGGGAUGGCUCAGCUGCACCCUCACAGUGGGCGUCUUCCAUCUUCCUCAACCAAACAG
Messenger RNA from Microdochium trichocladiopsis, 794 nucleotides. RefSeq lists its product as uncharacterized. Lineage: Eukaryota; Fungi; Ascomycota; Sordariomycetes; Xylariales; Microdochiaceae. The coding region runs from base 92 to 571 and encodes 159 amino acids. The transcript is spliced from 3 exons. The record is from RefSeq and is a predicted model, not a curated record.